AUGGCUCCAGCCCCAGUUCAUCAGAACGAUGCAAUGCUUAUCCUGACUUGGAUGAGAAGGCACAGGCUCGUGUUUGGCACAGACAUUGUAAAGAUGUUCCGCCAAAUACGAGUUCACCAAGAUGACUGGGAUCUUCAGAGAAUCCUGUGGAUCGACGAGAAUCAACAACCAGUCACCUACCAGUUAACGACAGUCACCUAUGGACUAAAUUGUUCUCCAUGGUUGUCGUUACGUGUUCUUCAACAACUAGCAGAAGAUGAAGGGCACCGCUUCCCAGCAGCAGUAGAGACAGUCACCAGAGGUCGUUACGUUGACCACAUUUACGGCGGUGCAGAGACAGAAGACGGUCUCAAGGAGAUCGCAACGCAACUACAAGGGCUUUGCCAUGCAGGAGGCUUCUCUCUACAGAAGUGGAGCAGCAAUUGUCCAGAAGCUCUGCAUGAGUUGGGCCUAUCAACUGACGAAGAAAUUAUCCAGUUCGAGGAGUCAGUCACCAAGGUACUUGGAUUGUGUUGGCAUCAAUCAACCGACACAUUCCGGUACAAAUCAAAGGAUUUCAAUACGGCGACAAUCACCAAGAGAGUAGUCUCUUCAGAAAUAGCCCAGAUUUUUGAUCCACUGGGAUUUAUCGCACCAGUUGUCGUCCAGGGAAAGAUUCUCCUACAAGAUCUUUGGAGAUUGAAACUAAAAUGGGAUGAUCCUUUUCCAGAUGAGUCUGUUCAAUGCUGGAAGACAUUCCGAGAGAAUCUCAACGACCUAGACAGAGUAACUGUAUCUAGAUGGCUGAGAAUUUCAACAGAGACACUCAACAUCCAAAUUCAUGGAUUUGCAGACGCUUCAACGGUAGCCAUGAGUGCAGUGGUGUAUAUUCGCACCAAAACCAUCAACGACUCGACAUCAACAGUACUGGUAUGCGCGAAGACUAAGGUAGCACCACUCAAGCGCAUGACCAUCCCUCGACUAGAGCUCACAGCAGCUCUUCUACUGACUCAGCUAGUGGCAUCAACGAAGAAAAUGCUCCAACUCGACCAGGUAGACACCUAUCUCUGGUCUGAUUCUUCAGUAGCACUAGCUUGGAUCAGGAGCCACGCAUCAAGAUGGAAGGACUUCGUCCACAACAGGGUCGUCAAGAUCCAGGAAACUCUCCCGAAUGCUACCUGGAGACAUGUCAGUGGAAAGGAGAAUCCAGCUGAUUGUGCCUCCAGAGGCAUAUCACCGAGCCAGCUAGAAGAUCAUCAACUGUGGUGGUCAGGACCUGAGUGGAUCAAUCAGGAUCCUGAAGAAUGGCCACAAUCAUCAAUCGACGCUCCAGCAAUGGACAUCCCAGAAGUGGCCAGAGAAGCAAAACCAGCACCAGCACAUCCAGUUGCAAUUAAAAUCAACGAAAUUGCAGAGCUACUCAACAGAUAUCAGACGAUGGCUAAAUUGCUAGCCGUAACAGCUACGAUAACCCAACAUCAAUACUUUGGGCCAGCCAUUCGAGUACUCCAGAGAAAUCACCAACUACCGAGAAAUCAUCAACUAGCCAAGCUGACACCCACACUAGACAACGAAAGGAUCAUGAGACUUGGGGGACGCCUCAAGAACUCGCAGUUAAAUCCAGACGAAAUUCACCCAAUAAUCUUGCCUCGCCAAUCACGCCUCACCACACUAGUCAUCGAAGAAGCUCACCGGAAAACACUCCACGGAGGAACUCAACUCACCUUGGCCUAUACCCGACAAAGGUACUGGAUAAUCGGCGGCAGAGGCACAGUUAGAGCAUAUAUUCAACGCUGUGCCAUCUGCACCAGACACCGAGGAAGACAGGCCCAGCAACAGAUGGGUCAACUACCAGCAACGAGAAUCUCACCAGCAAGAGCAUUUCUCCACACAGCUGUCAUGUACAGUGACAAUGCCACUACCUUCGUGGGCGCAGCAGAGGUCCUAGAGAAAAUCUACCACCGAACAUCCAGAGAAAAUCAGCAGGUUCAGGCUGCUCUCGCCACCAAUGGGACUCAAUGGAGCUUUUCACCACCACGAGCACCCCAUUUUGGAGGCAAGUGGGAAGCAGCGGUGAAAUCAACAAAAUAUCACCUUAGAAGAGUCUUGGGGACAACAACACUCACAUUUGAGGAACUCAACAGUGUCGUGAUCCAGAUAGAGGCCUGCCUAAAUUCCAGGCCAAUCUGUCCCAUGUCAGAUGACCCAGACGAUCUCCAAGUACUCACCCCAGGACACUUCCUGAUAGGUGAGCCUCUUCAACUGAUUCCAGAGCCAUCAAUCAUCGACAAGAACCCCAGCAAACUGCAGAGAUGGAACCUGGUAACGCAGCUAACUCAACAAUUCUGGUCCAGGUGGGCCAAAGAGUGUCUUCAACGAUAUCAGGCAAUCUACAAGUGGACGCAUCGAGAAGAGAACAUCAAGGUUGGCGAUAUGGUGCUGAUGAUCGACGAAAACUAUCCACCAGCACAAUGGCCAAUCGGACGAGUCAUUGCGACACGCCUAGGAGCAGAUGGGCUAACGAGAGUCGCAACUAUAAGAACCGCAAAGGCAGAGGUACCAAGGCAGGCAGAUGGAUUACCAAUCAUAGAAAAUAUCAGAACAAUCUACACAGAGCUUGACAGACCAAUCACCAAGCUUUGCCUACUGCCAUCAGAUCCACCACCUCCAGAGCAACCUCCAGACGAUGAUGCAGAAGAAGAUCAACAGGACUAA
Messenger RNA from Diachasma alloeum, 2694 nucleotides. RefSeq lists its product as uncharacterized. Gene Ontology annotation, molecular function: nucleic acid binding. The transcript is spliced from 4 exons. Lineage: Eukaryota; Metazoa; Arthropoda; Insecta; Hymenoptera; Braconidae. The record is from RefSeq and is a predicted model, not a curated record. Bases 1 to 2694 code for a protein of 897 amino acids.